AUGGCAAAACAUGCACAACUUGUAAUGGGUCCUGCUGGUAGUGGAAAGUCAACCUAUUGUGAUGCAAUGAGAAAAUAUUGUGAAGAAAUUAAAAGAGUAGUACAUGUAGUUAAUUUAGAUCCAGCAGCAGAGGUAUUUGAAUACCCAGUGUCGGUAGAUAUCAAGAAUUUGAUCACCGUAGACGAAGUAAUGGAAGAAUUGGAAUAUGGACCAAACGGAGGAUUGGUCUAUGCAAUGGAAUACUUGAUCGAGAAUAUGGAUUGGUUUACCGAUGAGAUUGGAGACUAUGACGAAGACUAUCUUAUUAUCGAUUGUCCGGGUCAAAUUGAAUUGUACAGUCAUAUCCCAGUCAUGCGUACACUCGUAGAAACACUCAAACAAAAUGGUUACAAUGUAUGUGCAGUCUUUUUAGUAGACUCUCAAUUCAUUCUAGAUAGUUGUAAAUUUAUCUCUGGAUCUCUCAUGUGUCUCUCUGCAAUGAUUCGUCUAGAAGUACCACAUAUCAACGUUUUAACCAAAGUUGAUAUUAUCAAAAGAUCUCAACAAAUUAAAGAUAUUGAAAGUUUUCUUGAAAUGGAAGUACCAGAUAUUGUAGAAAGAUUAGAUAGUGAAACACAUAAUAGAUAUCAUAAAUUAAAUAGAGCAAUUGGAAAACUUCUUGAAGAUUAUAGUUUAGUUAGUUUUUUACCUUUGGAUAUUACUGAUCAAGAAAGUUUAAAUGUUCUAUUACAACAUAUAGAUAAUUCUAUACAGUACGGUGAAGAUGUGGAGCCACAGGACCCCAAAAAUGAUUUCCCAGAUGAAGAAGAUGAAGAUGAUUAUGAUAUCUAA
Cavenderia fasciculata is the source of this 831-nucleotide messenger RNA. It is a transcript of the gene gpn3, whose product is annotated as GPN-loop GTPase 3. The coding region runs from base 1 to 831 and encodes 276 amino acids. NCBI's taxonomy places the organism in Eukaryota, Evosea, Eumycetozoa, Acytosteliales, Cavenderiaceae. The record is from RefSeq and is a predicted model, not a curated record. The transcript has 4 exons. Gene Ontology annotation, molecular function: GTPase activity.